This is a messenger RNA of Homalodisca vitripennis (glassy-winged sharpshooter), 3041 nucleotides long. RefSeq names its product PC-esterase domain-containing protein 1A-like. The transcript is spliced from 10 exons. The record is from RefSeq and is a predicted model, not a curated record. Bases 289 to 1701 code for a protein of 470 amino acids. Lineage: Eukaryota; Metazoa; Arthropoda; Insecta; Hemiptera; Cicadellidae.
GUGGAAGUGGAGUGAAAUGAUAAUGAAUGAUAGAAUGAACUCUUACUAACCAUGAUGAAAAAUUUGAGAACAGAAUAAAGUUGUCUUUUCUUAUUUAGUUUAUUUCAAAUUUCAAUAAUUUGCUGUACGGCUGUGCAGCUGUGAAUUUUAUAUAUGAAGUAUUUGUUGUGAUAAUGAAGCAUUGAUUUAGUUUGUUUGGUAUAGAAUUCAAAAUUGCUUCUCACCGUGUUUAUAGUAUUUUGUACAUUUUUGGUGAAACUACACUAACCAAAAGUAUUUAUAUUGAUCAUGGCUGAUGUAUUUAAACGAGAAGAUGCUUUAAAACUUCUAAAGAAUAAACAUAUAGCUUUGUUUGGAGAUUCAAAUGUACGGGCCACUUAUAAAGACCUUGUUUGGCUUCUGAGCAAUGGUGGACUGAUAGAUCAAACCAAUUUGAGAAAAAAGCAAGAACUUAGCUUCAGUGGUGACAAGUUGGGGAAACACAGUGAACUGAAUCAUGGCCGAGGAUAUGAGGAGGAAAGAUCUUUUAAGAAGGCAGAGACAAGGGUGGACUUCUACUUCAUUACUCGAUGCUACAACCUUCUGUUGGAAGACAUGAUGGAGGAUAUCAACCUGGGAUUAAGAGAUGCCCCUGAUGUUAUAUAUAUCAACUCUACUCUUUGGGAUGUCUGUCGGUGGGGCCCAAACGGCGUUAUCGAGUUUAAAGAGAAUUUGCAGAAGCUGGCUCGUCUUUUCAAAAAUAGUCUUCCAGAAAAAACCUUAGUUAUCUGGGCCACAGCAUUACCUCUGUCACCCCAAGUAAACAGUAGCCUUCUUCUCAAACAGAUAAACUUUCUCGGUUAUACUCUCCGAUUUGAUGUGAUGGAGGCGAACCAGUUUGCUCGCCAUGUGAUGGGGAAUCAUGGCUUUGAUGUUCUUGACAAUCAUUUCUACAUGCGCAUGCAAAUUCACAGGAGGGUAAAAGAUGGAAUUCACUACUUUCCUGUUGCAGUUCGCCUGCUUACCAACCUUCUGCUCACCCAUUUAGCACUGAGUUGGGAUUUUCCGCUGCCCAAUCGGGUAGAGACAAUUCUCCUGGAGAAGGCUAAGGCCCAGAUGUCCAAGCAGCCGAGCUCACCCACUCCCCAGCUCGUGUCUCCACAAGUGCUCUCGGACAAGGCCAAGAAAAGCACUGAGGGCAAGACGCAAGGCCCUGCCAAGAAACGAGGCCAAGAGAGGAAGAAUGGACAGUAUAGUCGGCAGCAGCGAGCUCAGCAGAAACCAGUGAAUACACCACCUAGUCGUCCUGCCAGGGUUAAGUCAAACAGGGGAAGGGGGAAGUGGAGUCAGAAUAAACAAAGGGGCUGGCAAAGAGUACGAUCAAACACACCACCUCCCAUUCAUGGCUCUGGGACCUACAUCAAUCCUUGGGCCAACAAUUUUCAGCCCCCCAAUUGGAGUGAAGAUCAGUGGUCUGAGGGACAGAUGUUCCAGAACGGGCAGAGAUUCGGGAAUGAACAAAGAUUUGCCAAUGACCAAAGAUUUUCCAGUGAACAAAGGUUUAUUAAUGAGCUGAGGUUUACUAAUGAACAAAGGUUCCAAAAUGACCAGAGGUUUGUAGAAGAGUCAAGGUUUCAAGCUUCCAGCAUAUUGGCUCAAGCCAUGAUGCAGAGAAUGGCAACCCGACCUGCCUUCAAGUCGUCAAGAUAUGCUCCAUACUAGAUACCUUGAGAUGAUGAACGUCUGUCUACAUUACUGGUGUGAACUAUUGCUUCUUCAUCUCUACGACUGUAAAAGUGAUUUGAACUUCACUUAAAUAUCUCACUGGAUAAAUUAUACAGUAGUUGUAAACUACUGUAUAUGUAUAAUAUAAUGAUAACUGUAAAUGAUAACUUCAGAUAAACAAAGGCUGGCAGAGAGUACAAUAAAAAUAAACUGUCUCCAGUUAUUGCCUUACCAAUCAUGAUAUUAUUGAUAAGGUUAUGUGUAUGCAAUUGUGAAAAUAAUUAUCAAAACUAUAAUUAUACAUGAUUUUAUUUGAUAAAUUAGCAGAUCUUCAAUUAUACAAGUAAUUGUGUCAUAAUGUUGAUGUAACUGGUAGUUUGAUACCUCAGUUAUGGAUUUCCGACUAAGCCAUUUAGUAGUACAUGCAGUUGUGAUCAUGUUUAGCUUAGAGAUUGAAACUUGGCGUCUGAAGUGAUUUUAUAAACUGUCAAAUUGCUUUAGAAUUCUUGUGUGUUAAAUGAGCCUGAAAUGGUUGUUGAUUCUACAAAUUAAGGACAGUUUUCCAUAGAAUUAGAAAUGCUAUUAUAUCCUUCAAUUGAUUUCAUGAUUGUGAUUCGAUAUUUCCAAAAACUAUUUUUUAUUGUUGAAAAUAGAUAGACAUAUAGAAAGAAUUAAAAUUAAAAAAUUACUGUACAGUUCACAACUCCUAGUAAUUAGCGUAACAGCAAUAAUUUACAUAAUAUUACAGAGUGCUACAGACAUAAAAAUGUGCUAGACUAUCAGGCACUGAAUUAGCAGAGGUCUAUUUUUUUGUGCAUUUGUACAUUUUGUUGUAAUAUUAAAUUGUCAUUGUGUAAUUAAAAAUUUGAUGGCAAUUGAGGAAUUCUAGGCGUCUCUGUGCCUAAAUAAAUUUUACUCUUAUUAUGUAUUCUAAUCUGUGGUAAUAGAUAUGAUAGGAAUUAUUUUAAUUUUAUUCAUGUGAAACAUUGAAGGUGGUUUGUUUGCCGCAGUAUGUACAGCUUUAUUUUUGCUUUAGCUACAAUUGGCUACAUAUAUAUGUAAGAUAUCCACUUGUAAACACUUGUUUUUAAUGUUGUUUAAGUAUUUGACAAUAUCUGUAAGUAUUUUCUUUUAAAGUUGUAGAGUGUAAUUAUUGAAUGUACCUCGAGUAUGUUUUAGUUAUAGUUUUGUUCAUAAACAUAAUGUUCAAAGAAAUGUAAAAGAUUUUUGUUUGUUAUUAUUUAAGACAAGCUUUAAGAAUUAUAAUAAGACUUUAUUUUUGUGUUUUAAAUUUUAGUUUCUAUUAUGGUUUAAAUUAGUUUUCUAUUAAUACAUAU